Messenger RNA from Spirometra erinaceieuropaei, 87 nucleotides. The record is from the annotation of a GenBank genome assembly. NCBI's taxonomy places the organism in Eukaryota, Metazoa, Platyhelminthes, Cestoda, Diphyllobothriidea, Diphyllobothriidae.
GACGACGACGACGACGACGACGACGACGACGACGACGACGACGACGACGAGGACGAGGAGGAGGACGAGGAGGAGGACGAGGAGUGA